AUGGUCGUUUGUCGGUUUUUCCAACAAGGCCGAUGCCGAUUUGGAGACCAAUGUAAAAAUGAGCAUCCUGGCGCCCAACAACAGACAUUCACUGGCGGCAACCGAUUUGGCGCACUCUCGGGAGGCAGCUCUGGUUUCAACAGUCGCGCCUCCUCUGGGCCGGAUCAGCAAUCGAAGCAAUCACAGGAGCCGGCCAACUAUGGAGUAACUACGGACGAUAUCAAAGCUGACUUGGCUGCUGGCAAAGGAAGACCCGAUUGGGUCUUCUCCUGCUAUGGUCCUGGGCGAAAUGCUCCCAAGCAACUGUUUGGAGGUCCACAGCGAGAGCAGAGCUUCGAAGAGCUCCGGCUACGGCAUUAUGAAGCCGCUGCCAGCGGAAAUCCAGGCCCGGCAAUUCAAGAAGCCGAGAACAUGUAUAAUGAGGCCGUAGAUCAGAUGGAGGUUAUAUUGAAAAACCUCGGCGCGGCCGUCAAAUACGUUGUUGAUGGAGGGAAAGAGCAUCCGAACAGAAUCGAUAUCAUUAAAGGCAACACCGGACCUGGGGCUAGCCAACCCACGGCUUUUGGUCAACAGACACCAGCAUUCCAAGCUCCAGGGUUUAGUCAACCAACGUCCAGUACACCGGCUUUUGGCCAAUCUUCAUUUGGCCAGCCGUCUCUGGGGCAGCCUUCUGGUUUCGGUCAACCAUCAUCCCUAGGACAACCCUCUGGCUUCGGUCAACCUUCUUUAGGACAGCCUUCUGGAUUUGGUCAACCAAGUGCUCUGGGUGCUUCGUCUGGCUUUGGUAAGCCGGCGUUUGGACAACCCAGCCAACCCAGCCAACCCAGCCAACCAAGCCAACCCAGUUUCGGCCAAUCCAGUUUCGGUCAGCCGUCGUCAAUGGGAGCCUCACCAUUUGGCCAAGCUACGGGUACUGCAUCACCGUUCUCCCAAGUCUCAGGCCCUACCAGCGGAUUUGGUCAGGCCUCGGCCUCUCCGUUUUCACAAGCGGGCUCUGGAUUCGGGCAGCCGUCAGCUACCCCUGCGACAAGUGGCUUCGGCACGCCUUCACAACUGGGGAAUCCUUUCGGCCAGCCCUCUGCUCCCCUAGGGCAACCUAGCCAGCCAGCUUCCGCUCCAUUUGGGGCUGCGGCACCGCAGCCAACACCUGCACCCUUCGGGCUACCAGCUGGAGGUGCACCACAGAUCUCUCAAUCUACAUCGGUAUCAUCCGGACAGGUAGGCGCUGGGCCGCCACCGUUACUAAAAACAGACAACACCAAUGACCUAAUUCCUAUCCCGCCUCUAAAUGGAGCAACAACACGCGAUCCCGUGUCGAAGAAACUACAAAGUUGGAAGGGGCAACCAGUACAAUACAUCGAUGACGCGCCCUGUUAUUUACACCCUCAGGACCGAAAGACGUAUGUUAGGAUCUUUUUUCCUGACGGGCCCCCGGACGAAGCUAGCCUACGAGACGCACAUGGGGAGCCAGACAAGUAUACCCCAGAGGUUACGGAGCAGUAUGAAUUCUUCAUUAAGAACGGAUGUUUCGAAGACGGGCUCAUCCCCAGUGUGCCGCCAAAGACGGAGUGGGUUAGCUUCGAUUUUUAG
This is a messenger RNA of Aspergillus puulaauensis, 1590 nucleotides long. Its product is annotated as FG-nucleoporin nup42. The transcript has 4 exons. NCBI's taxonomy places the organism in Eukaryota, Fungi, Ascomycota, Eurotiomycetes, Eurotiales, Aspergillaceae. Gene Ontology annotation, molecular function: metal ion binding. Bases 1 to 1590 code for a protein of 529 amino acids. The record is from RefSeq and is a predicted model, not a curated record.